AUGCCAUCGCGACAAGAGUUAGCCGCUCCUUCCUCGGCACCGACACCGGCUCCGGCUCCGGCUCCGGCUCCAUCAAACAAGAAGAAGCCCAAAAAGAUAACCGGCCCUCCUCCCCAUUCUGAACCUUUCAAGCGCCCGUACCAUGUAUCUAAGGACCGCCCCAUGUCUUGGUAUCGGGGCGACGCCAACCGAAUUUUUCUCUGGUCUCCAUUCAGUAAGGCCUUCCCCCUCCUCCUUCUCGACAAGCUUCCUAAGCUCCAACCAAGACCCAUCAGUGACGAUGACGAGCCCAUAGCCGUAAACGGCUUCGAUGCCACAAAGAAGCAUUUCUACGCUGCCCAGGCCAAGUGGGAACGAGCCGUGGAGAUCAUGGAGGAAGAGGGACGACGGAUGGUCUACUAUGGAAGAACGAUGCACGAAGAGGCGCAGGCGUGUCAUAAGUGGGUGGGCCAGGUUGGCAAGAUGACGUGGGAAGGGCAUCAUGGAAGGAUGAAGAAUUAUGACGCCUUCGAGGAGGCAUUGGAUAAGGUCUGUAAGAUGAAUAAGAAGGCCGUGGAGACGGUCGAGGAGGUACAAGAGUCCACCAAGAAAUGGCCGGUGGAUUUAUAUGCCAGAGGAGGGCUUGGGAGGAAGAAGAGGAAGACCCGACCAACGACGAUGAAGAGGACGGAAUCAAAGCGGUGGCUUCUCUGCUCUUUCCUCGGUUUUAAGGUUACAACUAGCUAG
This is a messenger RNA of Neurospora crassa OR74A, 726 nucleotides long. RefSeq lists its product as hypothetical. Bases 1 to 726 code for a protein of 241 amino acids. The transcript has a single exon. Lineage: Eukaryota; Fungi; Ascomycota; Sordariomycetes; Sordariales; Sordariaceae. The record is from RefSeq and is a predicted model, not a curated record.